AAAAAAAAAUUCUCAUUUUCUAUGAAAGAUUGGGCAAAAAUCAACGAUUGAGGUUAUGUGAAACUCAAAUUAAUAAUUUAAAAGGAAAAUGUGUAAUCAAGAGCAUAGUUUAAGGGUCUAAAUGUAAUCUUUCCCAAAAUAAAACUAUAUAUAAUUAGUUGCAUACAGAUCAGAGGCCUCACUUUCCUUGCAAAUCAAUCAACCUCGUAGUCGUAGCUCUCUCUGUAUUACCAGGCGAAUGGCGAUGGAGAAGAACAAGAGCUUUGAUGGCAAACCUUCGAACCACAAGGUAAAACUAUUGUGCAGAUUUGGGGGGAAGAUUCAAACCAGGUCUCAAGACCACCAACUCACGUACAUCGGCGGCGACACAAAAAUCCUGACCGUUGAUCGAAGAAUCAAGUUCUGCGACAUUUUCACGAAGAUUUUCACCUUAUGCAAUUUAAGCAGUGAAUUCUGCUUAAAGUAUCAGUUGCCCGGUGAAGAUCUCGACGCAUUAGUGUCUGUGAUCGACGACGACGAUCUUGAGCACAUGAUGGUUGAGUACGACCGGUUACUUGGGAUUCCGACGGACAAACCAGCUCGUCUCCGGCUGUUCUUGUUUCCGACGAACCCGCCGGUCAAGGCAGGUUCGGAUACACCGUUCAAUCCGGAUUUUCUUUUUGGGUUUGACAAGGAAUUGCAAGUGAAUUAUACGCCGACAUACGAGAUUCCUCAGAUUCCUGGUGUGAGCAUGCCUGAGAUUUCCGGGUCGGAUCCACAUGAAGGAGCCCUAGUGAAGACGGGAAUUCCGGGGCAAGGAUCACGUGAAAGUCACGUGAUAUAUGGAGAGUUUGCGGCACAGUUUGGGUUUCACAAGGGCUCUCAAGUAUAUACCACAGCGACGACAUGCGAGAGUCCUCAGAUUCAGGGUAUGGGAAUCCCCGACGUUUACGGGUCGAAUCCACGUGGAAGUCAGGUGACAUGCGAAGGUUUAGCUGGACAGCUAGUUUACCCGCUGGCAUUAACGACCACCGGGUUUGGGACGGUGCCUUACGCCUCGGCGGGUGUGGUUACAGGUUAUUUGAACCGUGAACAGCCGGUUUACAAUUUCGUUCCAUCGAUGCCUACGGUUCCAGAACAGAUCACUGGGGGUGGUGGGUAUGCGCAAGUGAGGCCUAUUGCAAACGUGGUGACUCAACAGGCAAAGUUUUCACAGAGCAAUGUUUGAGAUUGGGUCUACGUUUUGGUCGUUGAAGUCUAGUACAUAGGUAAAUAUUACUUGUGAAUUGUAUUUCUAUUCUUGUGACAAAUUUGUUUUAAUUUUAGUGAGAUUCAACUGUUUAUGGUUUUUCAAUCUUUAGCCAUACUGGCUGCUGACACCCUUCCUCAUAGAUGCAGAGUUAGCAACUAUGAAUAUCAUUUCACUGAAUCGACACGAAACCUAAAAGAAUUAGUGUAUAAAUUUAGUCUUAAUUGAUUAAUUUCAUUGACUAUUGGGCUUGCUUAGAUAUGAAAAAUAUAGUACUUAUGAUAUAAACGGAUCAGAUGCAACACGAAUGACGUAAACAUUGGGAUAAUUUGUGGACCCAAAAGUG
Molecule: messenger RNA, 1574 nt
Organism: Ilex paraguariensis (yerba mate)
Lineage: Eukaryota; Viridiplantae; Streptophyta; Magnoliopsida; Aquifoliales; Aquifoliaceae
Source: the annotation of a GenBank genome assembly